Eurytemora carolleeae is the source of this 2753-nucleotide messenger RNA. RefSeq lists its product as uncharacterized. The coding region runs from base 350 to 2077 and encodes 575 amino acids. The record is from RefSeq and is a predicted model, not a curated record. Gene Ontology annotation, molecular function: zinc ion binding; sequence-specific DNA binding; DNA-binding transcription factor activity. Lineage: Eukaryota; Metazoa; Arthropoda; Copepoda; Calanoida; Temoridae. Gene Ontology annotation, biological process: regulation of DNA-templated transcription. The transcript is spliced from 9 exons.
AUAGAGGAGGUUUAAAAAUAUACUACUCUUCAGGAACGCAGAUGAAGCCAAAUGUUGUUUCAAGGUUUCCCCAGUAGGAAGUUGUUGUUAUUGUUCCUCGAUCAGUACUAACCGAACAGUCGGCAGUGUAUCGCGCAGACGAGAAGAGUAACAAGUAGAGCGUGUUAUAUAGAUAUAUCAUAUACUAGAAGACGGAGGGACAUUGAAGAGGGCGUACAUGUCAUGAUGCCGUACAUGUCAUGAUGCCGUACAUUACAUGAUGCCGUACAUUACAUGAUGCCGUACAACGUUCAUAUCAAAUUUUGAAUGGUUUCAGAUCUAAUUUUAAUCUUGAAAAGAUUGUACAGUCAUGGACAGAUUGGAACGUCAUGAUAAACCUACACGGCAUUUAAAAGAGUUUGAGGAAUUUGGUCACAGCCAGGAGGAGGCUAGGAGAUCAGAUCACAUCCAGGAGGCUUUAGGAUCAGAGCUCCACUUGGGCUCUUCGCUAAUGUGGCAAAGCAGAGAGUCAUCAAGAAGUCAGAAACCGGAAGAGCCAACUAUUGACUCAAUGGAGUUAGAAAACAACGCAGAGAAUUUCUUGGAGCUAGCUACAGAGCUAUCUAAAGGUCGAACUCAUUCUCACAGUGUAGAAUCUAUCCUGGGCUUUGAUGACAGAACCCGUUGCGCAGUUUGCCAUCAACCUAUGCCAAAGAGAAGGUUUCACUAUGGAGGGUUCUCUUGCUACUCAUGUAGAGCGUUUUUCCGCCGUAGAGUACAGUUGGCUAGUGGUACAAACAAACUCUGCAGUGCUGGUGGUCAAUGUGAUGUAGAAGAGUGGAGAAGGAAGAAUUGCAUUCCAUGCAGAUAUGCUGCUUGUUUACUUUCUGGCAUGAGGCCUGAGCUGGUUCUUAAUGAAGAUAAAAAGAAAAAACGAUUUUGGAAGAAAAUAGCUAAGGACGAAGAACUGAAGAACAACGGAAGCCCUGUGGUCCAAACCUCUCGACAUUCUGCAUCUGAGAAAAAGCGGCAAGCCGAGGAGAAAUCUAAAAUUAAGUAUCUAAAAAAAUAUUACAAGGCCAAAUCGUUGUCUGAGGCCAAUGCUGAUCAAAGCUCAUCAGGGUUCUCGGGAAUUGAGAGGAAACCCGACGUUAAGAAUCUCAGGCCACUCUUUAUGGAGCCUCCGAGCUUGGAGCCCAUUCCAGCUUUUUCUAAAUCCACAAACCCAUUUCAAUUCAGAGAAUCUGCUUUACACCCUGGUGUAUCCCAAAGUUCAAGAGGGGUUGAGAAUGGUCCACCCCAAAUAGGUCAAGAUACCCUUUCUUUCCCUGGACUUUUACACCUCAAUGACGGGGAUAAGCUGUCUUUCUACAACUCCAGAAAAAUGCUGCAAACUCUUCAUCAAGAGGCAAAGUCAGCCAUAUAUAAUCGGAUACCUGGUUUUGAAUCUAGGGCUCACAAACCACAUAAUGCCACAAGUCUGUAUCUUGGUGGAAAACAGGACGCAGGAUAUGUUGGUAGAGUUGGGAUAGAGGCAGAGGAUCGUUUCAACAUCAACAUCAUUCCAACUUCAACCUUACCGGAGGUUAAAAUGUACAAAAUGAAACAAGAACCUGGAAUACCUUCUCUCAAACCCAUCUACCCAAUCCAUAACCUUCUCCCACCACUUCAACCCAUUCCGAGCUCAGUUCCCUUCAGAGAUGCCUUUCUUCACCAGCCCCUGUUCGGACCCUUCCCUCCUAUGUACAGUAUUUCUGGAGAUAGACAGAAGAGUUUCUCUGAUCUUGUACAGCGGAUCUCCCAGUUUGGAACAAGUGUUGAGUAUGGGAAUGUAGAGACAGGUCUGAAAAAGCUUGAAACUUAUGAGAACGCAUUUAAUUAUGCUCCAGCACCCUCCUUAGAACUAGGAUCUGCUGAAGAAAACCUCCCUAUUCCCCCCUUAGCUGGGAUAAAGAGCGAAGAACCAUUGGAUUUAUCCACAACAGACUGCUACUCAGAAUUCUACCUGGAGCACUGUAAUGAUCUCACGAAGCCGAGCUCCAUGGAGGGGAAUCAUGUCUCAGUUAUACGUUUUUCAGGCAGAAAUAAUUUCGCCUAAACAACAGUUUGGUCCCCCCCCCCUCCAUCUUUCAUCUCACACAUGUCAUAUCACUCAACUUUCAGUGUAUGCAUUCAGGGUUGUAUUCAAAAAAUUUUCAAAAUUUUUUUUCUUUCAAUGGGGGUUGGGGACUUAGCACCCUUUGGGACCUGAAAACCCCCUGAAAACUAUAGAUUUCAUUUGUCAUGGAGUGCUAAGCCCCAAUAGCCACCCCCUCCCUAAACACGCCUCUGUUUGCAUUUAUGUACAAAUCAACAUUGCACAUGUGUAUUGUGUGCAUGUGACAUUUAACAUUUGGGAUAAAGCUAUGAGAGAGUAUAAAAUACACAAUUGUCAUUCCCAUGAAGGUUACCUGCUAUCUCAUGUAAAAUUUAAACCAUAUCAAUUUAUGAAGAUUAUUCAAGUCCUUCAAUGUGAAUGUGUUUGAUGUUAUCUAACCUGUUCAUUAGCUUUAAGAUUUAAGCUAACACUGCAGAUAAAAAAAUUCAAUGAAUGAGUUUUGUUUUCCUGUAAAAAGUGUCUUCAAAUUUUUUUUGUUCGAAAACGAGGAAAAAACAUUAAAACAUAGAUGUCAAAUAUUUACUUAAUUAUAUAUAUAAAACUGAUCUCAUAUUGAAACUCACCAAAUUUAGAUAUUGUAAUUUAUAAUGUUGAUAAUAAAGUUUUAAAAAGUCGA